AUGAAGCGCUCUCGGCCCCGACGGAAUAGAAAGCUGGGAAGCGACUGUGCCGAGGACGAUACAACUACAACCACUACUAGCGACUCAGACGAGCAGGGCGAUGCUACUUAUGAGACGGAUCUGACGGAGCUCGAUGAUGCUCCGAGCUCACGAAAACGUCUCCGGUCGGAUGAGAACUGCUCUCCCUUGGAGCCAGGGCUCUCUGGUGACUUGAGGGAAUUCUACGAUGAUCCACUAGAUGAUGAUGGAGUUGAUCCAUCUGAGAUUCCGGAGGAUUUCGACAAGGCCCCUGGUACGAUUGAACGACGAGAGCGGAUUGAGGGGCGAUGGAAACGAUACUGUGCCAGCCAACGGAUAAACAAGCCAAAUGAGCAAAAAUGGCGAGAGCCUGAGGAGGCGCUACGCCAGGCAUCGAACAAUGACAUGUAUCGGUUCCUAGGCUGGUGUCUCAAACUCGAGCGCGGCAAGGAAGCUCGGCGGUUAAAACGCAUCAACAAAGCUAGCUCGUUGAAUACGGACUGGAAAAACCUCCGCGGGUACUACCAAAAGCUUACCAAGAUCAAAAUCAACGACGAGGAUGGCUCGGAUGUACGCAGGAACCGCCUUCACGACCGCUUCAGUUACCGUACUUCCAAGACAUUGCGUACUGACUAA
This is a messenger RNA of Penicillium bovifimosum, 654 nucleotides long. RefSeq lists its product as uncharacterized. The record is from RefSeq and is a predicted model, not a curated record. The transcript has 2 exons. NCBI's taxonomy places the organism in Eukaryota, Fungi, Ascomycota, Eurotiomycetes, Eurotiales, Aspergillaceae. The coding region runs from base 1 to 654 and encodes 217 amino acids.